Messenger RNA from Fonsecaea erecta, 1368 nucleotides. Its product is annotated as Anhydro-N-acetylmuramic acid kinase. The transcript has a single exon. Gene Ontology annotation, biological process: peptidoglycan turnover; amino sugar metabolic process. Gene Ontology annotation, molecular function: ATP binding; phosphotransferase activity, alcohol group as acceptor. The record is from RefSeq and is a predicted model, not a curated record. Lineage: Eukaryota; Fungi; Ascomycota; Eurotiomycetes; Chaetothyriales; Herpotrichiellaceae. Bases 1 to 1368 code for a protein of 455 amino acids.
AUGUCUCCCUCUCUAACAACCGGCCUCACAAACGGUCUCCAUCAGGGCCUCAGCGAUGGCCAUCAUGAAAAAGGAUUGGAUUUGACGGUGCUUGGGUUGAAUUCUGGCACGUCGAUGGAUGGUGUUGAUUGUGCAUUGUGCCGGUUCAGACAAGAGUCGCCUGAAUCGCCAAUGCAUUUCGAGCUUCUUGCAUAUGAUGAAAUCCCGCUGGAGCCCAAGAUCAAAAAGCGCGUGAUGGAAAUGAUCUUGCACAACAGAACCACUCCCGAAGAACUUUCGGAGGUCAAUGUGCAGCUGGGUGAGACCUUCGCUGCGGCUGUGAAAGAGUUCUCUCAAAAGCAAGGCGUCCCUCUGGAGAGGAUCGAUGCUUUGGGAUCGCACGGGCAGACAAUCUGGUUGCUUAGCAUGCCGGGGCCUGGUCACACAAAAUCGGCUUUGACGAUGGCCGAAGGGUCAUUCCUCGCGUCGAGAACAGGAAUCACAUCUGUCACUGAUUUCCGGAUUUCGGACCAAGCAGCCGGUCGGCAGGGCGCUCCCUUGAUCGCCUUCUUCGACGCACUGGUCCUUCACCACCCUACCAAACUCCGAGCAUGUCAGAAUAUCGGCGGUAUAGCGAACGUCUGCUUCAUUCCUCCGGACAAGAACGGCAAAUUAAAUCCCGACUUUUUCGAUUUUGACACCGGCCCGGGGAACGUCUUCAUUGACGCGGCAGUGCGGUAUUUUACCAACGGAGAGCGCGAGUAUGACAAGAACGGCGAGAUGGGUGCUGCAGGGACCGUAGAUCAGGAGAUGGUGGACGAGUUCCUGCAGACUUUCCCAUACUUCAGCCUCGAACCACCAAAGACCACAGGACGUGAGGUGUUCAGGGACACCAUUGCUCACGCACUUAUCGAACAGGGCAAGGCCAAAGGAUUGUCGACAAACGACAUUGUUGCAACGAUAACUCGUAUCACCGCUCAAGCCAUCGUCGACCAUUACCAUAGAUAUAUGCCACAAGGGUACGGUCCUCUGGCGGAAAUCUUCAUGUCUGGCGGCGGAGCGAAAAACCCCAACAUCACCCGUUAUAUGCAACAAGCUUUCCCCGACACCCGAAUCGUGAUGCUUGACGAGGCUGGCAUCCCCGCGGACGCAAAGGAGGCCAUCACCUUUGCAUGGCAAGGGAUGGAGGCAAUCGUGGGACGGAGUAUUCCGAUACCGAGUAGAGUAGAGACGCAGAGGCUGUAUGUGCUUGGAAAGGUCAGUCCAGGUGAGAAUUAUCGCAAGGUUAUGAAGCAUGGAAUGGAUUUUGGCGCAGGGAGCGAUCAUCUGGAACCGGUGACGGAGUUGGUGAAUUACGUGAAGGGCAACGUCUUUGACAACAAAUGGUGA